Molecule: messenger RNA, 7219 nt
Organism: Podarcis lilfordi (Lilford's wall lizard)
Lineage: Eukaryota; Metazoa; Chordata; Lepidosauria; Squamata; Lacertidae
Source: the annotation of a GenBank genome assembly
GGACGGUGGCGCGGCCGGGUCAAUCCGUCACAAAGCCCCGCCUCUUUAGGGAGAGGGAGGGAGGGAUGGACGGAGCGGGGAGCAGCAUGGCUGACAGCGAUACCUGGAGGGUAAGCGGGGGGGGGGAUUAAUGUGGGGCUCAGAAUAGGAAAGCUGCUUUAAAAAGCCUUCAAGAGCGACAGUUGUGUGUAAGCCUCAAAAGACUGGUCUGUUGUGGCAGAAGGUGUGCAGGCUGCAGAAUUCCUUGUGCCUAAUGCAGGUAUAUGAGUCGAAUAGGUCCCUUAUAGCGUCAUAUAGGUGUUCUGGGACUACAACUCCCAUCCCCCCAGCUAGCAAGGGAUGAUGGGAGUUGUAGUCCCAGAACACCUGAACAACUCCCAUCAUCCCUUGCUAGCUGGGGGGAUGGGAGUUGUAGUUCAACAACAACAACAACAACAACAACAACUGGGGCUGAAAAGAGCUGAGUUAGAGCAGUGUUUCUCCAGCUGCUUUUGGACUACAAUUCCUAUUCCUAUUAUUAUUAUUAUUAUUAUUAUUAUUAUUACUAUUAUUCCCCACCCAUCUGGCUGGAUUUCCCCAGCUACUCUGGAUGGCUUACGACAUACAGUGGUACCUCAGGUUACAGACGCUUCAGGUUUCAGACUCCGCUAACCCAGAAAUAGUACCUCAGGUUAAGAACUUUGCUUCAGGAUGAGAACAGAAAUCGCAUGGCAGCAGCGCAAGGCCCCAUUAGCUAAAGUGGUACCUCAGGUUAAGAACAGUUUCAGGUUAAGAACGGACCUCCAGAACAAAUUAAGUUCUUAACCCGAGUUACCACUGUAUUUGAAAACAUAAUAAAAACAGCAAUCCUUAAAAGCUUCCCUAAAGAGGGCUGCUUUCAGAUGUCUUCUAAAAGUCUGGUAGUUGUUGUUCUCUUUGACAUCUGGUGGGAGGGUGUUCCACAGGGAGGGUGCCACUACUGAGAAGGCCCUCUGCCUGGUUCCCUGUAACCUCACUUCUUGCAGUGAGGGAACCGCCAGAAGACCCUUGGCAGAGGACCUUAGUGUCUCAGCUGAACGAUGGGGGUGGAAACACUCCUUCAGGUAUACAGGGCCGAGGCCGUUAAGGGCUUUAAAGAUCAGCACCAACCCUUUGAAUUGUGCUCAGAAAUGUACUGGGAGCCAAUGUAGGUCUUUCAGAACCGGUGUUAUGUGGUCUCAGCGGCCACCCCCAGUCACCAGUCUAGCUGCUGCAUUCUGGAUUGUUGUUUCCGGGUCACCUUCAAAGGUAGCCCCACGUAGAGCGCAUUGCAGUAGUCCAAGCAGGAGAUAACCAGAGCAUGCACCACUCUGGCAAGACAGUCUGCGGGCAGGUAGGGUCUCAGCCUGCGUACCAGAUGGAGCUGGUAGACAGCUGCUGUGGACACAGAAUUGACCUGUACCUCCAUGGAUAGCUGUGAGUCCAGUGACUCCCAGGCUGCGCACCUGAUCUUUCAGGGGCAUGAUUACCCCGUUCAGGACCAGGGGUCUGUCCCCUGUCCCCAAGAACAGUACUUCUUGUCUUGUCAGGAUUCAACAUCAAUCUGUUAGCUGCCACCCCCCCACCAACCACUUCAGACACUCACACAGGACCUUCACUACCUCCACUGGUUCUGAUUUGAAGGAGAGGUAGAGCUGGGUAUCAUCAGCAAACUGAUGAACACCCAGCCCAAACCCCCUGGUUAUCUCUCCCAGCAGCUUCAUGUGGAUGUUAAAAAGCAUGGGGAAGAGGACAGAAGCCUGAGGCACCCCACAAGUGAGAGCCCAGGGGUCCAAACACUCACCCCCCCUACACCACUUUCUGGACAUGGCACAGGAGGAAGGAACGGGACCACUGUAUAACAGUGUGCCCAGCUCCCAACUCCUUCAGACAGUCCUUAGGGAUGUCAUGAUCAAUGAUGUCAAAGGCCGCUGAGAGAUCCAGCAGGACCAGGGAACAGCUUUCACCUCAGUCUCUGGCCUGCCAGAGAUAAUCAACCAUCGUGACCAAGGCAGUUUCAGUCCCAUGAUGAGUCCUGAAUCCCUAUUGGAAGGGAUCCAAAUGGGCCGCAUCCUCCAGGCGUGUCUGGAGUUGUUUAACAACCCCGUGCUCAAUCACCUUGCCCAAGAAUGGAAGAUUUGAGACUGGGUGAUAGUUGGCCAUGAUGGCUAGGUCCAAAGUUGUUUUUUUAAGAAGCGGUUUAAUAACUGCCUCUUUCAGCAGGUCUGGGAAGGCACCUGGAACAGAAGAGCACUUUGUUGCAGUUUCUAUGGUCCUCUCUGCCCUGUAGACGAGUGUUGAUUCCUUGCUUAUACAUUUUGUGUGUAUGUUUGGCAGCCCCCACGAGCCUGCAAUGACUACUGGUCUGAAUGGAAACAUUGCAAGAGCAUCCCAAAUCUGUUCCAUUACUACUAUACCUAUGGGGAGGCGCCUUCCUGUAAGCAGUGGAAGAGAGAUUAUGAGAACUGCAAAGCAUGGGAGAAGACGAGAAGUUCAGAGGCUAAGGUAUGCCAAGGGACAAAGCGCGGGUUUGUAGCAAUGGAAAAAUCCAUUCAUAGAAAGCUGCCUCUUACUGUCUCAACCAUCGAUGUACAGUGGUACCUCAGGUUACACAUGCUGCAGGUUACAUACACUUUAGGUUACAUACUCCGCUAACCCAGAAAUAGUGCUUCAGGUUAAGAACUGUGCUUCAGGUUGAGAACAGAAAUCGUGCUCCGGCGUCACGGCAGCAGCAGGAGGCCCCAUUAGCUAAAGUGGUGCUUCAGGUUAAGAACAGUUUCAGGUUAAGUACGGACCUCCGGAAUGAAUUAAGUACUUAACCCGAGGUACCACUGUAUCUAGCUCAGACUAGUCUUCCGUAGGGUGGGCAGAUUUCAGAUGUGUCAGAUCUAUGUUGCUUUUCUUUACUGUAACCUCAGGAUUGACCAACUAGAGCCAGGUGCAGAUAACACACCAUCAAAACUAAAUAACAGAGUGGCUCAAAACAGUGGUUUGCCUGCUGCUCUCAAACAAUGGUUCAACUCAAUCCCACACAGAGUAAGUAAAGAGAAAUUGAUGAGCAUAGAGUGGGCGUAUUUCUUAAUGCCAUUGGGUCUAUUCUGAGUAGGACUGGCAUUGGAUGCCGUCUAUCAUGUGGUUCGUAACAAUGGUGAGUACAAACUGGUUUUGUAAUACAGGCAUCCCCCAAUUUGCGCUGGGGUUGCAUUUUGGGUCAUUGCAUGCGACAGUGUAGUGCAAACCCACCCCAUCCAGGUUACAUCCUUUUCCGGGUCUGACCAGGCGUGCGCAUGCCUGGAAUGCAUGCAAAAAGGUCGUUGUCUGUAUGUCCUAACCUAAGCACAACAGAAAUGCUAAAUAUAUUUGGUUCACUGUAUCCCGUGUUAUCCAUCCUCAGCACAGACUCAUUGAAGUUUAACAGACAUAAUGAACUUGGAUUAAUUUCCGUGGCUGUACUGAAGUGAAUAGAUUAGGUGCGAGGAACCUUUGGCUCCCCAAUGUUGCUGAACAACUCCCAUCAGCCCCAGCAAGCAUGGGCAAUGCCCAGGGAUGAUCGGAGUUGUAGUCCAGCAAGAUCUGGAGGGCCAAAGCUCACCCACACCUGCAGAACUAGCUGGAUACAACCCUUAUUUUCAAUACCAGAACAGCUUUUGCACACAAUCUCACGUCUUGUUGCCUCCAAGUUUGCUUUAUUGUAGCAGCAUAAUUUUUUUAUCAACUAUUAUUGUUGUUUAUUAGUUCCUUUAUAUACCACUAAAUUGCCAAGGCAGCUUCCAAGCGGUUUACAAGUAUAAAAUCACUAACCAAAAUUGUGUUUUUGUUGUUACUAUGGGGAGUCAGAACCCCUUACUGAUCUACCGAUAACCUAGAUAUUUAACCAGUAGAUUCCCCAAUCCCAUCGACCAUAAGCCCACCCUUGAUGUACAUCAACAGUGAUUGGCAGCUGCUCCCCACCGUUUCACAUAGGUGCUUUUCCCUAACCCUUACCUGGAGGUGCUGGGGAUUGAACCUGGGACAUUUUGCAGACACAUCCUUCCCUUAAUACUGAGGGACAUAGAAAGCUGCCUUACACUGAGUGAGACCAUGGGUCCAUCAGUCAGUACUGUCUACACUGGCAGCAGCUCCAGUAUUCCAGUCUUUCCCAGUCCUAUCUGGAGGUUGAAGCUGGGACCUUCUGCACCCAAAGCAGGUGUUCUACCAGUGAGCCAUGACCUACAAGAUAGCUCAGUUGGUAGAGCAUGAGACUCUUGAUCUCAGUGUUAUGGAUUCACAUCCCAUUUUGGUCUCCUACAUUGCAGGGGGUUGGAGUAGAUGACGCUUGUGGCCCCUUCAACUCUACGAUUCUAAGAUUGCAGACAAAGCUUUCUUUUACCAGCUGGGACCACUGGUCUGCCUGAGUCAGGAACGCCUACCCUGAGAUGCCUAUCCAGCUCUCCAGGAUUUCACAGUUGUUUCAAGUCCUACCUGGAGACCCCAGGUGGAACCCGAGAUCUUCUGUUCUGCAUAGCACCAUGCUCACUGAGGGCAUUGUUAACAUUAUUGUUGAUUCUGCCUUUUUCCAGGACUCCCUAUGCAAGAGCGAAAGAGAGCGGGUUAUGGAGAAACAGAAGUAUGCUCCGGUGUGGAGCUUGAGGAAAGGUCCUCCCGUAAGCUGGUAUCUGCCUCUGGAUGAAGACAAACCCAAAUGAUGAGGCCCUGGAAUACCAGGUGUUGGACUUCUGGGUGAUGCCUUCUAUGGAAUCCUAACACUGUGCUGUACAGAAGAGUUCUCAGCCAUAAACCCAUGCUCACAGCAACCAUAUACUUCACUAUAGUGGUGCUCGAUAUUUUUUUAAAAGUACAAUCUGUUCUGAAGUAUUUAGUAAACAGUGUGUUAAAGAGAUAAUUUGGAGGAGAUAACCCUGUUACAAGUCCCCAUACUUGCUAGGUAAGAGGUAUAUUGUCUCCGAACGUGAAAGUACCAUUUAACUGUCACAGCUAACGGGCUUUAUUUAAUGUUGUGAGCUGUCCUAUGGCACCCUGUUUUCCCUCGUGCAACAAUGUUCUAAACAGUACUGUCAGAAUACCACUGACUUUCAGGACAGGGCUACAGUGGACACAAUCCUGUAGAUUUGUACACGGCGAGUGGAGGUGGUUUAGAAGUUUGUGUGUACAGUCAAAGCUCAGCUCCCAAACACCUCCGUUUUGGAACACUUUGGCUCCCAAACUGCUCCCGGAAGUAACUGCUGCUGUUUUUGAACAGUUUUUGGAAGCUGAACAGCUUCUGGGGAAUUUUUUUCUUUUCUCUCCAUUGACUUUGCUGACCGCCCUUUGAUCCCUGGUUGUCGAACGUUUCGGAAGUUGAACGGUCUUCCGGAAUGGAUUACGUUCGACAACCAAGGUUUGACUGUACUACAAAUACAGCACAUACGUUCUGAAUAUGUGAUAAAGCCGGGGCUGCUAACCUGGUCCUGUGGGACCUGGGGAAGACCUUCGCUUGGCACCCUGACAUGAGCCGCAGACUCGUGAGUUUUCAUUUUUUUAAAGGUCUCUAGCCUUCCCAGGGGACGUGGGUGGCGCUGUGGGUUAAACCACAGAGCCUAGGGCUUGCCGAUCAGAAGGUUGGCAGUUCGAAUCCUCACAACAGGGUGAGCUCCAGUUGCUCAGUCCCUGCUCCUGCCAACCUAGCAGUUCGAAAGCAUGUCAAAGUGCAAGUAGAUAAAUAGGUACCGCUCCAGUGGGAAGGUAAACAGUGUUUCCAUGCGCUGCUUUGGUUUGCCAGAAGCGGCUUAGUCAUGCUGGCCACAUGACCCAGAAGCUGUACACCGGCUCCCUCGGCCAAUAAGGCGAGAUGAGCGCCGCAACCCCAGAGUCGGCCACGACUGGACCUAAUGGUCAGGGGUCCCUUUACCUUUACCUAGCCUUCCCAUGAAGCAAAAUGUGCAGAAAUCCUUCCAAGGGAUUUUUGUGAAAUGAGGGAGCCUGGUUGUUCCUUCCUGUCUGUGUUUUUAGACGAUGAGUGGUCAGAGCUGUGAUUGGUGUGUGAGUUGUUUGAACCCCAAGUGAUCGGAAUCCCAAGGCCCUAAGGAGCUGCUGUUUCCCUCUUGCCCUUAAUGCGCUGUUGCCACUUAUUUUCUACUUAACAUACAAGAGGUGGGUUAAGCCUCUUCUCGUAGGAAAUACGAUUAUGGGGAAAGCUUCACCAAUAUAUGCCUACCAUUUGUUAUGCCACCCUCCUGUGGCAGCUGUUUGGGGACUAGUAUCCCCAGCACACUCUCAAAAUUCAAAACGGUUGGUAACCCCAUGGGAUGUACAAUCUUCUGACCUCUCCAUCUUUACAAUUCCCAGAGUCCUUGUUGUGGGGUGUGGCCCUACCUAUUAGGGCUCGAGAGGGGUUGCUAUGAGAAGCAGGAAAGAACCCUUCCCUCCUCCUCCUCCUCCUUGCAUAGCUUUACUUAGAAUGUAGACCCAAUAACAUAUCCUAGCUGAACACAUUCUGUCCAAGCUGGUGCUCAGAGCAAAGGUGGCUAGCCAAUCAAUUUCCAUCAGCCCCAAACAGCAUAACCAACAGUGAGGAACGAUGGGAGUUGUACUCCACACAACAGCUGGCAGACCAGAAGUUGGCUACUAAUCAGGAAAAAAUGGCGGAAAAAAUCAUCAUAAAAAUGUUGUUUAUGUCACAUCUUCUUUGCACAAAGAGAGAAGGAUAGUGGAUGUCUAGAAUGUACCCUAUGCUAAAAGGGAGGCUUGCUCUUGUGAUGUGUUCUAUUCGUUUCUGGUAAUUCAGAAGUAAUGAAUGACCACACAUUGUUCAUGCCAUUGUGUUUUGCAUUUGCUGAAUCUUCCAGUAGUUCCUUGGCAACGUUUCCGAAUCACUGUGUAUAUACUUUGGUGACGUCGACACAUUUUCCUUCGGGAGCCUCAUACUUAGGCAGCGGCGGUGAGUGCAUAAGCUCCUGUCUCUCAAAAGGGAACAGACCAUCGUCUCGCUGAAUUGCUGCCUCGUACAGUUCCUCCGAUUCAAGGCGCAGUUCUUUUAACGCUGCUUCCUGGGCAUCCACAAGGGAUUUGAUUAUACCUUUCUCUGCCUCGUGCUGCUUUUGCUUGUAAAAUGACCACUUCUUCAUAAGCAGAGCUCGCCUUUCGCUUUCCUCGGGGGAGAGCGGAGGGGUGUCUCGCACCCUAAAAGAGAAAAACACAAUUUCCAAUUAAACUUUUUAUUCCACUAGGCAUAGGCCAUGGCAUU